AACAUUUAAUUGUCACCGGCUGCCAUUCCGCUCGUAAAGGAGCGUGAUUGUGCUCAUCGUUGUAUUAUACGCAUGGUAGAUACAUUGAAUACUUUACCUCUCGCUCUUAAUGUAACGAAGGCUUGCGAUUAGUCAUCUCGGUGUUUAUUACCGUAGCUCUUUAACGCUAAACACGUUUCGACAGAGAACUUUAACUUUCUUUCACGUGGAGAAUGUUAAAUGCAAUGUGCGUCCGGAAUUUCUACGGAAGACGUUUAUCGGUGUCCGAAAAUGAUUCAUUGAAAAUCAAUUGAUAAAAGCAGAGCGUACUUUCACUGCAUCGAUCGUAAAACAUUGACAAUUUAUCUUAAUCGAAUUUUCAAAUAAAGUAUCGAAGUAAUCAAUUAAUUCAUAAGAUUCGUUAAACUUAUUUCAUCCCUUAAAUAGUAGAUACUAUUUAACACCAUGUAAAUUACUUCUCACCCGAAAUUAAAGCGAAAGACCGGCCGUGUCCGAAAAACAACUUCCAUUCUAAAAAUAAAUUUCGUUCCUAUCCUCUAUUGAUAUCAGUUCUUAUAUAUAAUAAAUCGCGGUCAUCGGUUUUGGCCUGUGGCGAAGUUGUUUUCCAAAGAAUUACCCUCGGUUUAUGAUUAUGACGCACCAUUUAUUCCUGUCCGCGUAGCGCGUUGGACGCUUUAGGUUCAGAGCAAUUGAUGUAAAAGACCAGGCAAAUGACGCCUAAUUCCUAUCUGUACUUUCCUCGACCCUCUGAAGGGUGCAAUUCUCGUUUACCUGAGACCCUUCAAAAACGAAAGCGCCUACGAGUUUCAAAACAAGUCAUAAGCCCCGGUCAAAUCCGGUCCGGCAGUCAUAUUUUCGCUAGCUUUGUCUUCAGUCAGAUGACACUUCGUGGAAAGAUUCAUUGUUUAUCUUUGCUUUGUAUUGGAAAACAGUAGGCAAUAUGUAAGGAGGCUUAUCAAGAUCCUACGACCUACGAUGACGAAUCCCAAUCACUAACACAUUCACACAAUGCCCCUCCCGUCGCGUUACAAGAUAAGAUAGCAAAGCGAUUGUGAGACAGAAGUGAAUUUUGGUUCCGUUCAUAAAUUGUUAACUAUUUUAGUUUAGCACUUUCAUUGACUAUCUAAACAGCCGAGUCUCAUUUUAUCAUGACUCGUGAUUCUGUAGUUUGUUUAAUCGUGUUCCUUGUAUCCCAACUCGUUGGAAUUACAAUUUCUUUGGAAGAAUUGUCGGAAUGUACGUCGUUCUGCGUGUGUGACACUUGGUAUGAUUUGAUGCGCGCUUCUUGCAAUGGUCGCCAUCUUUACAACAUAUAUACAGAUGCACCGAGCAGUGUGCAAGCUCUCGACUUGUCGGAUAAUAUAAUAUCGAGUUUACAUAAUUUCGAGCUGAGGGAUUUAGGGCUGACCAAUUUGAAGUACCUUAAUCUCUCCACGAACGCAAUUAGUGAAAUCAAUCUAAGUGCCUUUGUUGGCCUUAGAGACUUAAAGGUGUUGGAUCUCUCCAAAAACAGGCUUGAAUCUAUUUCAGACGAUCUCUUCGAAGAAAAUAAAAACCUUCGGAUAUUAAAACUAUCGAGAAAUAAUUUCAAAUCAUACGUACCAAAGUUACGAGUUCCCUCGUUAAUGGAGCUAAGUCUGGAUUCGUGUCAGAUUAACCAUUUACCUUCAGACACGUUCAAUGGACUCACGCAUAUUCGUUCCCUCGAUCUCUCAAACAAUUUGAUGAUUCAGAUGAGCUACGACGUCGUGCACACAUUGCACUUUUUGAAAAAAUUAUCAUUAGAAGGAAAUCCAUGGUCCUGCAAUGAAAUGAUGAAAAAUUUACAAUUACAAUUAAAACACAGAAAUGUCGAUUUUGACGAAGUUUGUGGCAAGAAAAAUCGUAUACAGAAAUUUGAAAAGAUAAUUCUGCUACCCGUAUUAAAAACGCAUAACUACUAUCAUCAUCGGACAAAUGUUGAAAAUGGUGUCUCUGUUGAAAAAAAUAAAUCGUUAACGAAACACGACAAGUCCGACACGUUGAAUAACAAGAAUCUCUCGAUGUGUGAGCAAACGCCCAAUCAAACCAUAAUUAACUCAUCGAACAUAUAUUUACCGUAUCAGAUUUUGCUUGCCGGUUAUAUGCUUGGUAUUGGGAGUGGAAUGUUUAUUUGUUAUGUCUGGUUAUCCGGAAAGUGCUCGAUCAACUGGAGAUGCAGGCGUCGGCAACAACCCGACGACGUUUCCUUGCUCGAUUGGUACUAUCAAAAUUACAUGGACAAUGGCACCGACAGAAAUGUGAUUGAAUGUGAUUUACAUAGUCCACCGCCAAGAUAUUCGGAAGUUAUGCUACAACCGGGUCUUUAUCGUCAUCCAUCGAUAUCUCCGAAUUUAAAUAACAAUGGUACCGGACGUUCAUAGAGAGAGUUCAUACGUGACUGUAGAAGUUAAACUUGGUUAAACUCAUUAUCACAACGUGGGAGCUGGAAGACCCUGCGCCCGAGCCCGCUGUAUAAUUUAUUCUGUGAUGAAGUUUCAAUUUUUUUUAUUGUACGUGCUUCUUAUGCAAUGCCUUAUUUAAUAGUGAUGUACACGUGCGAUUGUUAUUAUGCAUCGUACAUUAUUAAUCGGGUCAUCGACCAAGAAAUGAUAAAUGACAAAUGACAAAAAUGAACGGAUUAUGUACAGAGAAUACGAAUUGCACAAAAAUAAAUUUAGUAAGUAAAUUCGA
Molecule: messenger RNA, 2712 nt
Organism: Ceratina calcarata
Lineage: Eukaryota; Metazoa; Arthropoda; Insecta; Hymenoptera; Apidae
Product: leucine-rich repeat-containing protein 70
Exons: 4
Coding region: 1149-2402 (417 amino acids)
Molecular function (GO): protein binding
Source: RefSeq, a predicted model, not a curated record